CGGCUCCUCUCCUCUCCUCAUCAUAAAUCCGCAUCUGGAAUCUAGCCAGCCAGACACAACCAAUCCCAAUCCAAGAAAAAGCAGAGGGAGGAGCUUUGGGGAAGCAGAGGACGGACGAUGGGCACGCCGGUGGGAAUGGCGACUCUAGCGGCCCUGGCGCUGCUGCUGUGCGUCUCCAUGGACGGGUGCGCCGCCGCUGAGUACAAGGUGGGCGGUCUGGACGCGUGGGGGGUGCCGCCGUCCAGCAAGCCGGACGUGUACGUGCGGUGGGCCAAGUCCGUCCCCGUCAAGCUCGGCGACGCCCUCUUCUUCCUCUACCCGCCCAGCCAGGACAGCGCCGUGCAGGUCACCGCCAAGGCCUUCGCCGCCUGCCACGUCUCCGACCCGCUGCUCAAGCUGGAGGACGGCAACUCCGUCUUCAACCUCACCAAGCCCGGGCGGGCCUACUUCACCAGCGCCGCCCCGGGCCGCUGCCGCAAGGGCCAGAAGCUGUCGGUGGACGUGCCUGGCGCCGAUGGGAAGCUGCUCAAGCCGUCCGCGGACGACGAGGCCGCGCUCAAGGCGCUCUCUGCGCUGCCGCCUGCCGCUGCCCCGUCCGAGGCGCUCCCCUCGCUCUCGCCCGGCCCCGACGACGACGACGACUCGGCUGCCUCCUCCAUGGCCCUGCACCGGGCCGCCGGAUCCGCUCUGUCUCUCCUCGCCGCUCUCAUCCUCAUGUGGCUGUGAUUCACGUGAGAUGCUCUUCUUCUUCUUCCUCCCAUCCAUUCCGAUUUCUUGAUUUCUUUCUUUCUUUUUUGUCAGAUGAGAAACAUGAAUUGUACUCUAAUCUACUCUACUCUACUCCGGAGUAUUAAUUUAUUUGUUUGGAUUGGAUUAUAAGUAUAAUUGAUUGAUUGAUUGAUUGAUUGA
This is a messenger RNA of Triticum urartu, 909 nucleotides long. The record is from RefSeq and is a predicted model, not a curated record. Lineage: Eukaryota; Viridiplantae; Streptophyta; Magnoliopsida; Poales; Poaceae.